Messenger RNA from Lithohypha guttulata, 1764 nucleotides. RefSeq lists its product as uncharacterized. Gene Ontology annotation, biological process: amino acid transmembrane transport. Bases 1 to 1764 code for a protein of 587 amino acids. Gene Ontology annotation, molecular function: L-tyrosine transmembrane transporter activity. The transcript has a single exon. Gene Ontology annotation, cellular component: vacuolar membrane. The record is from RefSeq and is a predicted model, not a curated record. NCBI's taxonomy places the organism in Eukaryota, Fungi, Ascomycota, Eurotiomycetes, Chaetothyriales, Trichomeriaceae.
AUGACGGAUACACCAGGUUCACAGGAUGACAUUCAAAGUGCCAGGGUAGUCUCAGAACACCUUCCCACUGGCUACACUGCUCAAUUUGAUGGACUACGUGACGAUACGAGGCAAAAUGCAUCUGCUUCAGCACCAGACUUGACAGAGACUCAAGAAGAGUCAUCACUGAAGCUACAAGGUGGCGACAUUCAUCGGGAGCUAUUCAGGAUAGAUCAAAGAGCGAAACUUGCCAAACGGGCGGCAACAUUUUCACAUCCGCGGGCCAAAACAUCAACGACAGGAGAUGAGGAGCAACUUACUGCUACUGAGCAGCGUUUGCCAGGUGGGUUUCGUCGAGACUUCAUCCAACGCCAGAAAGCACCGAUUCUGGCAGCGCGUAUACCAGUUACACGAAAUUUUGUGGAGUUCCUGAGCUUAUAUGGUGACUUCGCUGGUGAAGAUCUGGCCGAUACAGAUGAUGAAGCUAUCGAGAGUGACGAAGAGGAAGAAGAAGAGCAGAACCAGCAACCUGAUGAACGUCGACCGCUUCUUCGUCGUGCCACCACUACUCGCAGAAGCAAGAGGGGAGCUGCACAAGGUGACGCAGGUACGACCAAAACCUUCUUUACUCUUCUGAAAGCCUUCAUUGGCACUGGUAUCAUGUUUCUGCCCAAAGCCUUCAACAACGGCGGUAUUGUCUUCAGCAGCAUGGCUCUCGUCGCUGUUUCUCUAAUUAGCAUGCUGGCUUUUCACCUGCUUCUGCAAUGCCGUCGGCAGAUUGGCGGAGGAGGCUACGGUGAGAUCGGUGAAGCCGUCGGCGGCUCGAAGAUGCGUGGCAUCAUCCUUGGCUCAAUCACUCUUUCUCAGCUCGGCUUCGUCUGCGCGGGUAUCGUCUUCGUUGCGCAGAAUCUUUACUCCUUCGCCAGCGCCAUCUCCAAACAAUCAGAAUCUCCCAUCCACACCAACGUCCUCAUCGCUCUCCAACUCCUAGUCAUCAUCCCACUUUCCUUCAUCCGCAACAUCAGCAAACUCGGGCCUGCAGCUCUCCUCGCCGACGUCUUCAUCCUCAUCGGCCUCGUCUACAUUUACUGGUACGACAUCGGCACCCUCGCCCAACAAGGCAUCCACGAAUCCGUCGUCCUCUUCAACCCAUCCCACUACACCCUAACCAUCGGCUCCUGCAUCUUCACCUUCGAAGGCAUCGGUCUCAUCCUCCCCAUCCAAUCCUCUAUGCGUAACCCCGCCCGUUUCGAGCCUCUCCUCGGCAUCGUCAUGCUCCUAAUCACCAUCAUCUUCACCAGCGUCGGCGCUCUCUGCUACGCCACCUUCGGCAUCGACACCAAAAUCGAAGUCAUCAACAAUUUCCCCCAGAGUUCCAAACUCGUCAACGCAGUGCAAUUCCUCUACAGCGUCGCGGUCCUCGUCGGCAACCCUGUCCAACUCUUCCCCGCCAUCCGUAUCCUCGAAAACAGGAUGUUCAGAAAGGCCACGCCUGGCUCGAAAAGCACGGCUACGAAGUGGAAAAAGAAUGCCUUCCGUGCUCUUCUUGCUGUCUUCUGUGGCGGGAUUGGGAUUUUGGGCGCGAGUGACCUCGAUCGCUUUGUGGCGUUGAUUGGCAGUGUUGCUUGUGUGCCGUUGGUGUAUAUCUACCCGCCGCUGUUGCAUUACUGGGGUGUGGCGGAUAAAAAGUGGACUAGGGCGGGGGAUUUGUUGUUUGUUGUUUUGGGAGUUGGGGCGUGUGUGUAUACGACUGUGGUUACGGUUAUCAAUAGCUUUUUGCAAUGA